AUGGAAAAGAAAAUCUGCUAUUGGCAACGGAGCAAGAAAGAAGUCUACGAUGAUUGCGUACUCGAGGACUCCUUGUCCCAAGGUGACUGGCACAUCGAAGAGGACGCAAACGUGGACUACGAGACGCUGCUCAGAGGAUUACGAGUUGUGCUGAACGUGCCUCGAAGCCACGCACGACAAACUUGGAUAGAAUUUCGAAGAUCACCAAGGAAUGUUGGAAAGAAGAAGGACUUUGAAGCUUCGAGCGAAUGCAUCGCACAUUAA
Molecule: messenger RNA, 264 nt
Organism: Necator americanus (New World hookworm)
Lineage: Eukaryota; Metazoa; Nematoda; Chromadorea; Rhabditida; Ancylostomatidae
Exons: 1
Coding region: 1-264 (87 amino acids)
Source: RefSeq, a predicted model, not a curated record